GGAAACGUCCGAACUUUGAUUCGGACAACGGGGUGCUCAGUGACUCAAUCCAGUUGCAGUAGAUGGAGCCUGGUCGCAUGUAUGUAUAAGAGAUAGUGAGGUGUAUAGUAGGCUAGUUAGUCACACCGAAGGAGAAAAAAACGUGGUUUUCUGAUCAGAAUAGUGGACUAGCUAUUAUUUUCCCCGUGGAUUCCCAAGAGGGCCUUUCUCUCCCCCCCAGCUGCCAAGAUGAUGAAGGAGUGCCUCCAGUUCUUCAUUGAGCCGGCCCAGAAAAUCAAGAUCCGCCUCAAGGAGUCUCGUAAGAAAGGGACGGAUGAGAAGAAAGAACCUUUAGUGGAGAGUCAGCUGUUCAUAAUGGAACUGGCCAGGGAUCUCAACAGACUGUGCCAGAGGUCGAAGGUCCUAGCCCACAUCUGGACCAGUGAAGACAACUGGCCUCCCAGUGUGUGUAGACACUUCAUAGUGGAGUGGGCUGCCGUGCUAGAGAAGAGAGGCCAGCUGAGGAGCAUGCAGACAGAGAAGAGGGACUGGAAGACAGGGGGAGAGUAUGACAUCGGAACCCACAAACGGGUCAUCAUGGACUGGACACACCAGCUCAGAAACAGACCGGAGCCCAGUAUCUGGCCCGGUGAGCCUGUAUUGAUGAUGUUGGAUGAUCUGGAGUUCCAGUGGAGGAGGGGGCGUCUGCCGAACCUUCUCUCAGCCAUGGAGCUGGUCAUGUGGGUGGUGCUGAGUGCAGACAGCCCUGACAAGGAGGACGUAACCAAGCAGUGGCUGAUCAGAAAACAGAGGAGUCAGAAGAGCGAUGCAGCCCGCUACAUUCCCCACAAUGUAUGGAACUGGAUCUGUGAUGCUGCAGAGGAAGUGACCCUUGACCCCAAGACAGCCAACCCUGACCUCUUCCUCUCUGAUGAUGACAAGCGCAUGCGCUGUGGCCUGGAGCGGCGAGACAUCCCUAACUGCAGUCGUCGCUUCGACGGCUGGUGGUUUUGCGCUCUGGGAAACGAGGGCUACAUCUCCGGGCGCCAUUACUGGGAAGUCGAAGUGGGUGACCGGGACUGGCGGCUGGGCGUGGCUAAAGGCUCCGCCCAGAGGAAGGGUUACAGUCCCCUCAACACACAGACGGGCUACCUCACCCUGAGGCUGGAGAGGGGCUCAGACCUCAAGGCGCUGACGGUGCCCUCCACGCCGCUGGCCCAGAUGCUGGUCCCCAGGAAGGUAGGGGUCUACCUGGACUAUGAGCAGGGCCAGCUCUCCUUCUACGAUGUGGAGAAGAGGUCCCACAUCUACACGUACAACGAGACCUUCACAGAGAGACUGUUCCCCGUGUUUGGGACUGUAGAGGUGGUGAGGGAUCUGGUGAUCAGGCCGGCACAGACCAGGGAACCAUGCCUCUGCCCUGGACCCUGUCUCUGGUGAUAACAUAUUACAGCGCUCUUCAAACCUGGUCCUUGAGAGCUAGCCUGGAAUCCACACUGAAUAUUGUAAGUGUAGCGAUAUUCAGUGUAAAUUCCAGGCUAGUGGAGGGCAGGCUUUUGUUCUGGUCCAGCACUAUCACACCUGAUUUGAUGGUGUGAUGAUUAGUUGAUUAGUUCAUUCAGGUGUGUUAAAACAAGGCUGGAACAAAUGCAUGCACUCCUUAGGACCUGGGCUGAAGAACAAUUAUUACCUCCUCCCUGUUACACUUUUUAUUACAUUGCCUUCAUGCCACACUACUUCAAGGUACAAAGGAACUGUAAAAGAACGUGCUGCCCAAAUUACCCAAAGAUCUGACGUAAUUGAUAUUUAGUUCAGCAAGAGCUUGCACACAGGAGACAGAGACAGACAGACAGACAGACAGACAGACAGAGACAGACAGACAGACAGACAGACAGACAGACAGACAGACAGACAGACAGACAGACAGACAGACAGACAGACAGACAGACAGACAGACAGACAGACAGACAGACAGACAGACAGACAGACAGACAGCUGGGGUUUAUAGUCUAUAGACAGCUGGGGUUUACAGUCUAUACUGUAUAAAGGGAGGGUAGAGAGAGUAGCAUGAGGUACUUCAUUCUUCCUCUGAUUCUCUGCCUCUCUUCCUCUCUUCGUCUCUGAUUCUCUUCCUCUCUGAUUCUCUAAUUCUCUGAUUCUCUUCCUCUCUGAUUCUCUGACUCUCUAAUUAUCUUCCUCUCUGAUUCUCUGACUCUCUGAUUCUCUGAUUCUCUUCCUCUCUGAUUCUCUUAUUCUUUGAUUUUCUGAUUCUCUAACUCCACUCUCCAGCUUGCCAGUCUCAUAAUGUAUAUCAGCAUAUUUUUGGAAGUUACGGUUGAUAUUGACAGUGUGUGUAAAAUGGUGUGAUAACAAUGCUUUUUUUCAGUCAUCAAUAAAUGAAGGAAAAUCUCAAGAA
Molecule: messenger RNA, 2395 nt
Organism: Salmo salar (Atlantic salmon)
Lineage: Eukaryota; Metazoa; Chordata; Actinopteri; Salmoniformes; Salmonidae
Product: E3 ubiquitin-protein ligase TRIM69
Molecular function (GO): protein binding
Source: RefSeq, a predicted model, not a curated record